GGAGCUGACUCUUCUCAUUCAUUCACUAUUUGAAGCUCUCUCUCUCUCUCUCUUUAGAUACAGAAACAACUCCCAUUGCUGUAAAGUCUAAGCUUCCAAACUGGGCUAGAGAGAGAAAGGAGUGGAAAGAUGUCAGAAACAGAGAUUUCAAGUGUUCUAAGAGAACCCCGAGCUGUGGUCAGAAAAAUGCAGUGUUUACCUCAACGCGAAGCACCUGGAAUCUUUGUUCGCCGAAGCAUUGGACGGUUUGAGUUCAAGUACUUCGAUCCUUUCCUGUUAUUAGACGAAUUCUCAAUUACAGCUCCGGCCGGAUUUCCUGACCAUCCACACAGAGGUUUUGAGACAGUCACCUACAUGUUACAGGGAGGUCUUAAACAUGAAGAUUUCACAGGAUACAAGGGUACCAUAAGAGAAGGUGAUUUGCAGUGGAUGACAGCUGGUAGAGGAAUUGUACAUUCAGAAAUGCCUAAUGGUCAAGGAACUCAAAAGGGUCUGCAGUUGUGGAUCAAUCUCUCUUCCAAGCACAAAAUGACUGAGCCAAAAUGUCAAGAACUAAGAAGUAAGGAUGUUGCAGAAGUUGAAGAAGAUGGGAUCAAAGUGAGAGUUAUAGCAGGGGAGGCCUUAGGAGCCAAGUCAGCCAUUUACACAAGGACUCCUACUAUGUACUUGGAUUUCACUCUCAAACCUGGAGCUCAACUCCUGCAACCUAUCCCAUCAAUGUGGAAUUCAUUCAUCUAUGUCUUGGAAGGUGAAGGUGUCUUUGGAAGUAAAGAGUCUUCACCCACAAAAGCACACUAUGUUCUUCUUUUAGGCACAGGUGAUGGUGUUGAAGCAUGGAACCAGUCUACUAAGCCCCUCAGGUUCAUCUUGGUUGGAGGAGAACCAAUAGGGGAACCUGUGGUGCAGUAUGGACCUUUUGUCAUGAACACUCAAGAAGAGAUUGAUCAGACCAUUGAUGAUAUUGAUUGUUGCAGAAAUGGGUUUGAGAUGGCCAAGCAUUAGAUAUCAGAAGCCAUGAUUGGGAUUGAUUUUUAGCUAAUUUUAGAUUUGUUUUUUGUUGGUGAUAUAAGAAGGAAAACAAGAUGAUGGACAGUGGAGUGGUGUUACUGUUCUCUAUUUUUCAUCUGAAACAUAGAAAAGGAAAGCAGAUAUCAACACAGUAAACUAGAAAAGAAAGCAGGAAAGCCAUGGCCUUUGAAUGUCUACUUGCUCCUCAAAAUUUGGAGAUGCAUU
Molecule: messenger RNA, 1233 nt
Organism: Macadamia integrifolia
Lineage: Eukaryota; Viridiplantae; Streptophyta; Magnoliopsida; Proteales; Proteaceae
Product: pirin-like protein
Exons: 6
Coding region: 130-1002 (290 amino acids)
Source: RefSeq, a predicted model, not a curated record